Messenger RNA from Colletotrichum lupini, 3021 nucleotides. RefSeq names its product succinate-CoA ligase. The coding region runs from base 1 to 3021 and encodes 1006 amino acids. Gene Ontology annotation, molecular function: succinate-CoA ligase (ADP-forming) activity; metal ion binding; ATP binding. The record is from RefSeq and is a predicted model, not a curated record. Lineage: Eukaryota; Fungi; Ascomycota; Sordariomycetes; Glomerellales; Glomerellaceae. The transcript is spliced from 17 exons. Gene Ontology annotation, biological process: tricarboxylic acid cycle; succinyl-CoA metabolic process. Gene Ontology annotation, cellular component: mitochondrion; succinate-CoA ligase complex.
AUGUUCUUACUCCUUGAGCACCUGCUUACCCAAGGACCUUUGCUGAACUCGGAGCAGCCUAGGGUUAUUGAGGCUUCUACCGGAUUCAAUGGCUGUCAUGCCUGGACACGCAAAGAACUGCCCCCAUCGUCAACCCAGCUUAACGACAUGAACCCUGACGCGGCCUUCAACCCCUUCUGCCGGCUACCGGAAUUCGGGAACGAUGCGUCCGAUGAGCAGUACGUUGAGGAAUACUACUCGUACCAGCUCUCCUGCUAUGUCCAGCCCUCCGCAAUAACGCCUACGGAUGACGACGACAAGAGCACGGCAGCCACCGCUUCCCACCAAGAAGGAAAACCCUCAUCGCGUCUUUGGCUGCGCAGAAUAUUGCAAUUUGCCGGCAGCCUGCUAUCAAAUGCCAAGGAGAUCAUUCGAGCUGCGGGAUCGACUACCGCGAGGAGGCUGGAUCAAGCUCGAGCGGAUAUCAGCACAUGGUGGUUGGCUAGCCGAAGACUGCGACUGUGGUUGGGACGAUUGAGGAAAGCCUUGCCCAUGAUCAUACUGUGCAGAGUCAUGGCUCAGUGGGUAUUGGCGCAAGACCGGCCCGUCUACGUCCUGGUCCACCUGGUGUCGAAAAUCGCAUCAUCUAAGGCUCUCCGCCCGACUUCCAGCGCGGCACCUCAGUAUUACGUCCACCAACUAGGCGGUCACGCAACAGAUAUAUCAUACCGAGAUGAGUUCUGUAAGUCACAACCUUUGACAACUUCAACAAUGGUCGCUGACUUUGUAGCAGGUUCCAAAACUGCGAUCAAGCGACAUCUAUACCGAAUCAGACAAGACGAUUGGAUAGGUAGGGUUCAUCUCGGUUGCCAUUAUGCCGCAAUAUGGUUAUACGCAAUGGCGCUCAAGCAAGGGUUUUUCAACAAUAUGAGUACAAAUGGACGUGCUGCUUCUGGAGUCGCCUGGCAGCGUGCAGAAAGCUGGAUCCUAGCAAUGUCUGAAAGUCGAGGUGAAGAAAUGACGCCACAUGAUGAGCCUGCAGAUGCAGCUUCCUGCUGCAGCGCACGGGUUCAGAGCUCGGGCCACUUUCAGCCGCUUUACCGGAUGGUCUCCGAGUUCGACCUUGACUUCUCGACGGAGCUAUCCCGUGCCUCGGCCAGUUCUGCUUUGUACUUCCCUACAAUUAGAUGUGUAGGGUCACAGAAAUAUGGCGACGGUUUUGGCGGAGGAAGCAAGCUCCGUUGGCAGCUAAAAGCGGCGGUGGAACCUGUAGCUCGGCUGAAGCUUUGUUCCGAGCGAAAACCAACCAGAGGACCGGGAAUUCCCGCGGCCCAGAAACCUCUGGUUUUCCCGUUUGAGAUUGCUGGAGAUAGCGCUUUCCUGCAAACCCAAUUGCAUCACAGCACACUCGAAGGACUCCUCCUCGGACGCAGCCGGUUGGCUUCUGCCAUCCAAACUUCCUCAAAGGUCGCCGCUCCCAGAUACCCGGGCCUUGCCCAGCAACAAAGGAGAAACCUCAGCAUUCACGAGUACCUCUCCGCCGACCUUCUGCGCCAGUAUGGAGUCAGUGUCCCCAAGGGAUCCAACGCGAAGACCGCCGCCGAGGCCAAGGCCAUCGCAAAGGAGAUUGGUGGUGAGGAUAUGGUCAUCAAGGCCCAGGUCCUCGCCGGUGGACGUGGAAAGGGUACCUUCGACAACGGCCUCAAGGGCGGUGUUCGCGUCAUCUACUCCCCCACUGAGGCCGAGAUGUUCGCCGAGCAGAUGAUUGGCCACAAGCUCAUCACCAAGCAGACCGGCGCCGGCGGCAAGCUCUGCAGCUCCGUCUACAUUUGCGAGCGCAAGUUCGCCCGCCGCGAGUUCUACCUCGCCAUCCUGAUGGACCGCGCCUCCCAGGCCCCCGUCAUCGUCUCCUCCUCCCAGGGCGGUAUGGACAUCGAGACCGUCGCCAAGGAGAACCCCGACGCCAUCAUCACCACCAACAUUGACAUCAACAAGGGUGUCACCGACGAGAUCGCCCGCGACAUCGCCGUUAAGCUCGGCUUCAGCGAGCAGUGCAUCGAGGACGCCAAGGACACCAUCCAGAAGCUCUACAAGAUCUUCCUCGAGAAGGACGCCACCCAGAUCGAGAUCAACCCCCUCUCCGAGACCUCUGACCACAAGGUCCUCUGCAUGGACGCCAAGUUCGGCUUCGACGACAACGCCGACUACCGCCAGAAGGAGGUCUUUGCCCUCCGUGACACCACCCAAGAGGACGCCGACGAGGUCCGCGCCGCUGAGUCCGGCCUCAACUUCAUCAAGCUCGACGGUGACAUUGGCUGCCUCGUCAACGGUGCCGGUCUGGCCAUGGCCACCAUGGACAUCAUCAAGCUCAACAAGGGUACCCCCGCCAACUUCCUCGACGUCGGUGGUGGUGCCACCCCCGCCGCCAUCAAGGAGGCCUUUGAGCUCAUCACGAGCGACCCCAAGGUCUCUGCCAUCUUUGUCAACAUCUUCGGUGGUAUCGUUCGCUGCGAUCUCAUCGCCAAGGGUCUCAUCAACGCCUCCAAGGAGCUCAACCUCAAGAUCCCCAUCAUUGCCCGUCUCCAGGGUACCAACGUCGAGGCCGCCCACGAGAUCAUCAACAACUCUGGCAUGAAGAUCUUCUCCAUCGACGACCUCCAGACCGCCGCCGAGAAGGCUGUGCAACUGUCCAAGGUUGUCAAGAUGGCCCGUGACAUUGAUGUCGGCGUCGACCCUAGGUUGAAGGAGCUAGCACUGGGAGCCGAAAUAUCAAACUUCAUCCCGCGCUUCGUCAAGUUUUCCAUGUCCCACCCGUCCUUCUCAGCUGCAUACGAUGAACAUGUUCAUAUGGUUACAUAUGCACAAUUUGCUAAGCAGAAAAAAAAGCCCCCACUCCACGUCUGCAGGCGAAGCGUGUCAUGUAACCACAUCAUCCACAUCAACGGUUCCCACUUCUCAAACGAUGGAGACGUCCUCUUUCCCAACAGCCAGAUGACUAAGCCUUCCAUCCCGCCUAACCCAGGAUCGAUAGCUCAGUGGUAG